AUGCCUCAGGCGCAACCCGAACUCAAGAAAUACAUGGAGAAGCGCCUCUUUGUCCAACUGAACGGAAAUCGGAAAGUGAUUGGCGUUCUGAGAGGAUACGAUGUUUUCCUGAACAUUGUCCUCGACGAAGCCGUAGAAGAGAAAGCAGGCGGUGAAAGAGAAAGACUAGGUAUGGUGGUCAUUCGAGGUAACUCGGUGGUUAUGCUCGAGGCUCUGGAGCGCAUGAGCGACGACCGACGAUGA
Rhinocladiella mackenziei CBS 650.93 is the source of this 243-nucleotide messenger RNA. RefSeq lists its product as uncharacterized. The coding region runs from base 1 to 243 and encodes 80 amino acids. The record is from RefSeq and is a predicted model, not a curated record. Gene Ontology annotation, cellular component: U2-type prespliceosome; P granule; precatalytic spliceosome. Lineage: Eukaryota; Fungi; Ascomycota; Eurotiomycetes; Chaetothyriales; Herpotrichiellaceae. Gene Ontology annotation, molecular function: RNA binding. Gene Ontology annotation, biological process: mRNA splicing, via spliceosome; spliceosomal snRNP assembly. The transcript is spliced from 3 exons.